GGACAACAACGCGCACAGCACCUGCUCUUUCUUCUUCUUCCUUGCAAUCCCCUUCCUUUCACCUUGACCCUCCCUUCCUCUUCUAAUACAAGGGAUUGAGUUCCUUUUUGAACACAAACAUCGCUUUUCACAAGCUCUUUUUUACGUUCACACGCCAUUCUACCUUUCAGGUAUCGUUUCUUCCCGAGUACAGGAGAAGAAGCGAAUCUGAAAGUCUCAAAAACCACUAGCAAUCAUGUCGAAGCCUGAGGAUGUUGCCGCCGUCGGCGGUGAGGGUAACGACCUCCAGCUUGAGGGUGUCGAGAUCGAGUCCAACUGGGACCAGGUCAUCGACAACUUUGACAACAUGGAAUUGAAGCCCGAGCUUCUCCGUGGUGUCUACGCUUACGGUUUUGAGAAGCCCUCUGCUAUCCAGGCCCGUGCCAUUGUUCCCGUCAUCAAGGGUAACGAUGUCAUUGCUCAGGCCCAGUCCGGUACCGGCAAGACCGCCACCUUCUCCAUCUCGAUUCUGCAGCGCAUCGACCCGUCGAUCAAGAACGUGCAGGCACUCAUCCUCGCCCCGACGCGUGAGCUGGCGAUUCAGAUUCAGAAGGUCGUCAUCGCGCUCGGUGACUACAUGAGCAUCGACUGCCAUGCCUGCGUUGGCGGUACCAAUGUCCGUGAGGACAUGGCCAAGCUGCAGGAGGGCUGCCACGUUGUCGUCGGUACCCCAGGCCGUGUGUACGACAUGAUCAACCGUCGCGCCUUCCGCACUGACCACCUCAAGCUCUUCUGCCUCGACGAGGCAGACGAGAUGCUAAGCAAGGGUUUCAAGGACCAGAUGUACGAGGUGUUCCAGCGCUUGCCGCAGGACACUCAGGUUGUUCUGCUCUCUGCCACCAUGCCGCAGGACGUGCUGGAGGUGACGAAGAAGUUCAUGCGCGAUCCUGUGCGCAUCCUUGUCAAGCGGGACGAGCUGACGCUGGAAGGUAUCAAGCAGUUCUACGUUGCAAUUGAGAAGGAAGACUGGAAGCUGGACACGCUGUGCGACCUGUACGAGACGGUCACCAUCACACAGGCGGUCAUCUUCUGCAACACGCGCAGAAAGGUCGACUGGCUCACUGACAAGCUCACCUCACGCGAGUUCACCGUCUCGGCUAUGCACGGCGACAUGGACCAGGCGCAGCGCGACGUCAUCAUGCGCGAGUUCCGAUCCGGUUCGUCGCGUGUGCUCAUCACGACCGACUUGCUCGCGCGCGGCAUUGACGUGCAACAGGUCUCGCUCGUCAUCAACUAUGACCUACCAAGCAACCGCGAGAACUACAUCCACCGUAUCGGUCGAGGCGGUCGUUUCGGUAGGAAGGGUGUCGCGAUCAACUUCGUCACUAGCGACGACGUCCUAAUGAUGCGCGACAUUGAGAAGUUCUACUCGACCCAGAUCGAGGAGAUGCCGCUCAACGUUGCGGACCUCAUCUAAGCGAGGAACGCUUCAGCCGACUGCAUUCAUUGAACCAUUCGGAUACUUGCUCACCCACUCACUCGCUCGCGACGUAGAUGAGAGGGGGCGCGCUCUUCGCUGAUCGGCACGGACUCGCGCACGCAUGCACAAACGCAAAGCAGUCCUCUGCAGCAGCAAUCAAAAC
Molecule: messenger RNA, 1622 nt
Organism: Tilletiaria anomala UBC 951
Lineage: Eukaryota; Fungi; Basidiomycota; Exobasidiomycetes; Georgefischeriales; Tilletiariaceae
Product: putative TIF2-translation initiation factor eIF4A
Exons: 4
Coding region: 236-1456 (406 amino acids)
Molecular function (GO): ATP binding; RNA binding; RNA helicase activity
Source: RefSeq, a predicted model, not a curated record